This is a messenger RNA of Eleginops maclovinus (Patagonian blennie), 6900 nucleotides long. RefSeq names its product arf-GAP with Rho-GAP domain, ANK repeat and PH domain-containing protein 1. Gene Ontology annotation, molecular function: GTPase activator activity; phosphatidylinositol-3,4,5-trisphosphate binding. Gene Ontology annotation, biological process: positive regulation of GTPase activity; signal transduction; regulation of cell shape. The record is from RefSeq and is a predicted model, not a curated record. NCBI's taxonomy places the organism in Eukaryota, Metazoa, Chordata, Actinopteri, Perciformes, Eleginopidae. Gene Ontology annotation, cellular component: cytoplasm.
UCUCUCUCUCUCUCUCUCUCACACACAGACACACACACACAGAGUGAGAAGAUUUGACGGUACAGUUUCUAUACGUGCAGAGAGCUGGAAGAGGAACACCUGAAUCAAAAAACAUCACAUUUUCUGCUACAUCUGACCGAGACACACAGAUGAACCCCACUCCUCCACCUCCGGUCCCGAAGCCCCGGGCUCGUUACAUGCGGAACAGUCUGGGUUCUCUGGACAGAGAUGAGACAGAACAUCUACAAUCAGGUGGAGAUUCGCCUCCCCCUCCUCUCAUGGCGUUGGAUCGUAGCGCCGUUUUCCCGACACUUGCCGGCAUCACUGACAUCAUCUCCAACAGCAUCCCCUCAUUGGCUGGACUGGCCACCUCCCUCAGAGGCUCCGCCUCCUCCGCCUCCUCCGCCCCUUCUGCCCCCCCCUCCAUAGACAGCAUGGCUGACAGCAUCGCCAACUACAUACCUAGCUUAGCCGGAACUGCUGGCGCUGUGGCUAACCCCCCGGCUGGUACAUUUAACUCCGCCUCCUUCACCACACCUGCUAACACUGUUAGCUUAGACAGCAUAGUUAGCUCGUUCGCUAACAUUCCCAGUUUAGCAGGGAUUGUUAGCAAUGUGGCUAACCCGGCUGUUAGCUCCAUAACGACCCCGUCAGCCCCUCCCCCCUCAGCUGACCCCCCCUCACUGGCGAGGAUCGGAACUGCUCACAAAGAUGUCGGAGCUUUGUCUCAGCUGGUAAUGUUGACUUUAGACACGGAUACAGGAGUCACAUUACCGUCACUGCAGGAGGCCGAGCCGACAGAGGAAGUUUCCAGACGGUGUCCUCACACCAUCAAAGAAGAAAACCCGUACGUCACCGUGUUAGCUUGUUGGGCGAGCCAAGAGGAAGCCGACACCGACUCGUCCAAUGAGGAGGACGAUACAGGAACAAGCACCGCCCCCUCUGGUGCAGAGGGUCCAAUGGAGGGAGAUCCUGCUCAUAACCCAUGCUCAAUUACCGCCAACCUCCCGUCCAAUCAGACGGGCCGUCUGGUCCCCGCACGGCUGGCCCCGCCCCCUCCUCCCAGCCAGUCAAAGAAGCCGCUGAGACAGAAGACACCGAGGGCGGCCACUAUCAGAGUGUCCAGGAAGAAGGGGGCCAGCGGGGGGGCUGCCCCUCAGAGCGCUGUGGUGAGGGCCGGCUGGCUGGAUGUGUGGAAGGGCUUCAGACACAAUGUUUUGUGGGCGACACUAGACGGUCAGCUGAUGUCUCUUUGGAAAAAACGCAACGACCGGUUUAGCGAGGUUCGGUUUCACGUGUCCAGCAUCACCAACGUGAAGAAGCAGGACAAACACAGGUUCUCUGUUUACUUCAGGAAGAAGCACUACGACUUCAUGGCUCACAGCGACGAGGUUCAUGAAGGGUGGGUCACGUCUCUGUUAGCGUCCCGAGGCCAGCCAAGCCCCGCCCCAGCAGAAUUCCACGGACCAAUCACCAUGAAGGACACGCGGAGCCGCGCCUACACAGCCUUGUGGGGUCACGACCUCUGGAUCUACCCCAGCAAGGAGGGUUUCCAGCUGGGCAUCGCCUCCUUCUCCGUGCCGCUGAACGUGGCCACGGUCAAGCCUACGGGAAAACACUCGUUCAGCCUCAUCACUCCGUACAAGAGCUUCAGUCUGUCUGUUGAUUCGUCGAAGGAUCUGUCCGUCUGGUUGGACGUUCUGUCCUCCACUAUCCGCAGCGCUCUGUCCUGCAGCCAGGUGGCGCUGCGUCUCUGGGAAAACCCCGACAACAAAGUGUGCGGUGACUGCGGUGCCGCCAACCCGGAGUGGGCGUCCGUCAACCUGCUGCUCGUGGUCUGUCAGGCCUGUGCAGGUCAGCACCGGGCUCUGGGCAGCAACCUGUCCAAGGUCCGCAGCCUGAAGAUGGACAGCAAGAUCUGGACUGAGCCUCUCGUACAGCUGUUUGUUGCCCACGGUAACCGGCUGGCCAAUCAAGUGUGGGCUCCUGCCGUGCCGGCGGCGGACCAGCUUUUUCCGGGGUCAUCAGACGAAGAGAGGUCAAAGUUCAUCCAGGAUAAAUACAGCAGGGGGCGCUACAGGAGGGUUCACAACCUGACCUCCUUCCCCGCCCUGAUGGACCAGAGGCUGCGUCAGGUGGUGUGUGGAGACGAUGUAGAUGAAACAAUGUCUCUGAUCUGCUCAGGAGCAAAGGUGUGUCAAACCGACCCUCUCAGCCCCUCCCCCAUCCUGCUGGCUGAGAGAGCCAAUCAGGCUCUGCAGACCGAGCUGCUCCGUCUCAACGAGUACACAGAUAUACCGCCUUACACCAAUAGGAACCCUGACCCCGCCCCCUCAGGUAAGAUAGGACCUGUGUGUGCAGGUGAGGAGGAGGAGGAGCUUCACGGUAAACUGGAGGACGAUCGUUUCCUCUUCUCGUUAGAGAACGAGUCGGCGGCGUGCGACGUCCUCGACCUGCGGGAGGUCCUGUCCGUGUUUGUCAAGGAUGGGCCUGCUCUCCAGUUUGAGAUGGUGACCCUGGGCGAUCAGCUGAUCUGCGCCGCUGACAACCGGGAGGCCCUGAUGAGUCACCUGCUGCACAUCCUCAAGGUGAUCCUUCCAGGGGGAGUGUCUUACGCAGAGGUGGGCGGGGCUUCUGCAGUGAGUCGUGUGCGUGUCAUAGAAGUGGGCGGGGCUCCGGUUCAGACUGACGCCUGGCUGAUCCUAUGGGAGGAUGGCGUCAGCGUUCAUCCUGUCCACAGAAACACACUGCAGCCUCUGAGUGUGGAGCUGAGCGCCGUCAGGAACCACGAAAUGGAUCCAUCUGAAAACCUCGUCACCAUGAUAACGGAAGACAGGAGGAUGGCGUUGAGGUUCGAGGAGCCGCACAGCUGUCAGUCCUGGUUCAGGCACCUGCAGACAGCUCUGACCAAUCACAGUGCAGCUCCACAGCCUCUCUACCCACUGGUGGGAGCCAGGGGUUCAGUUCCGCCCGCCAUCGAGCGCUGCAUCUCCCACAUCACCCAUUACGGUCUGAAGGUGGAUGGCGUGUACCGUCGCUGUGGCCUCACUGGCAAAGUCACCCGAUUGGUGGAGGCCCUGAUGACAUCACCGAGCUCCGCCCCUCUGGAGGCUGACGAGCAGGGAGUCCUGGACGCCGGCUCCGCCCUCAAACAAUAUGUCCGCCAGCAGCAGAGCCUGAUCCCCGAGGCCGAGAGACCACAGUGGAUCCACGCUGCAGUGAUUUCAGACGAGCGCUCCAGGUUCUCCUCUUACCGACGGCUGCUCCAGAAACUUCCUGACGACAACCGAGCCACACUGAACGCGCUGUUCGGACACUUCUACAUGGUCCAGGUGUUCUCCCAGGUGAACAGGAUGUCUGCUCAGAACUUGGCUCUGGUCCUGGUCCCGACUCUGUUCCAGACUCUGAACCAGGACUUGCUGACGCUCACCAGAGAGUUCAUCAUCCACCACACGCUGCUCUUCCUGACGCCGGGUCGAGAGGAAGAGGAGGAGGAAGAGGAGCAGAUCACCGUCUUCUGAGGUUUCCUCACAGCGUUAUAUUUUAUUCAGUUUCUUUUGGGGAGAAAUGUGUUUAUCUCUCCUGUUGGUCAACCUGGACACAUUAGCAUAUGUGUCAUUUUGUUUGUAUCUGUUAGCAUCAGUAUUCAUCUGUCUACAACAGCGGCGCACCCCCUUCUACGUCCCAACCGGGUUGACGCACCCCCCAAAAAAACGCAAAAAAAACCCGCAACAAAGCUUUGUUUUAUCGCCACAUAAACACUUGUGUUUAAUCAUGCGCAAAUAACCAGAACACGCAUGACGAUAACCACAUCAACAAAGUUACCUUCCACUUUUAAGAGGAUGAGUGACCGACACAGGCUCAGUAGCAGAAAGCUAUUUUGACAUAAAUGUUAAUAUUUUCAGCCGCGUAAAAGAAAAAUUGCAGCAAUAUGAAAUGACCGUGGAGCUAACACCAACAUCAUCAUAACACAACGGUUAUGGAGAGUACAACGACAGUGAAGUGCAUUAAAUUGCAAUUACGUUACAAACGAUCCACAACAUUAAAGAGCAUGGGCUCAGAAACAGAUCAAAUAAAUAAAAACGAGGAUCAAUCUGAAACUUUUCAAGUGCUACAAUAAAACUACACACGAUCCACAACAUAAGUAACAAACAGCAUGGGCUCAGAAACACAAAAUAGGCCUAAUUAAAGAGGAUCCAUCUGGAACUUUUCAAGCGCAGCGCAAAAGUCGCUCUGCCUGCAGCAAGAGAGAGGGAGAGAGGGAGGGGGGUGGGAGACGGGGGAGGAUGUGUGAGUAUUCCCAGUAGGCCUAUAUUUGUAGCAAUAAUAUCAAUACCGACAAAUACUUACCCAUAUUAAUGCGACGGGUGGGCUUGCAUCUUGGCACAAAGCUCUCUGAAGUUUGGCACAAUGGAAGACAGUUUAAGCCUCAAGUCCUUCUCAACAGCAUCCAGCUUUUGCCGAUGUUUAGCUUUAACUGCUGCCAUAGCAGAGAAACCAGCCUCGCAGAGAUAAGUUGUGGCGAAGGGCAUCAAAACUCUCAAGGCUUGCUUUGCCAGGACUGUUUAUGAUGUCAGUGACUCGGUCCAAAAAGUGGCUUUCGUUUGAACUGUAACUGCAGCACUCCAUCAGAUGACAGCUCGAUCAGCUGCUCCUGCUCAUGAAAUGACAGCUGUGGGACGGGCAGGGAAACUUCAAAUGGAUUGCGAAUCCAAGCGCGAGAUGUGUCCAUAGGUGGGAAGUGUUUCCGUAGCUGCUCGGCGAGUUGGUUGAGGUGUUCAAUUAUGAGACUUUUCACAUGCUCACCCAGGUCCACGUCAUUUUCCCCCAAGAACUCGUGAAGCGUAGGGAAACACAGGUGUGUGUUCCCACUCACACUCGCCCAGAACAGUAGCUUCUUUAUCAUGGCCUCAAUCCUGUCUUGUGUGUUGAACACAGUUACACUGACUCCCUGCAGACUUAGAUUGAGUUCAUUCAGAGCUGAGAAGAUGUCCGCUAGAUUGGCGAGCCUCUCAGAAAAUCUUCGUCAUGCAGACUGGAGGCCAAAUGAAACGGAUUCUCCUCAAAAAACUGCUGCAGUUCGUGCCGGAGUUCAAAGAGCCUUGUCAGCACUUUGCCGCGGGACAGCCAACGCACCUCUGUGUGCAGCAGCAGUGAUUUGUGUUCGCUGCCCAUCUCAUUACAUAACAGUGUGAAUAUUCUUGAAUUUAGCGGGCAAGCUUUGAUGAAGUUCACCAGUUUGACUGCGUCGUUCAGCACUGCAAGUAGAUCAGCUGGCAUGUUUUUGGCUGCGAGGGCCUCUCUGUGAACCCUGCAGUGUAACCAGCUGAUGGAUGGACAGACUCUCCUAAUAUGAGCUAUAAGCCCCGUGUGUUUCCCCGUCAUUGAUUUUGCCCCGUCUGUGCAAAUUCCCACACAGCGCUCCCAGUCGAUCCCAUUGGUCCUCAUAAAAACGUCAAUUAAAUUGAAGAUUUCCUUUCCUGUUGUUCUGGUAGCAAGGGGCCGACAGAACAAAACAUCUUCUUGUACCGUUCCCUCAAAAAGGUAACGGACAUACACAAGAAGAUUGGCCAGAUUUGCAACAUCUGUAGACUCGUCUACUUGCAGAGAGUAAAACUCCCUUUUCUUCACACGGCUGACUAGUGUAGCCAGGAUGUCUUCAGACAUGGCAUCAGUGUGGCGCGACACAGUGUUAUUGGACACAGGAAUCAUGUCCAACUUUUUUGCCUCUUUCUCUCCAAUCAUACACUCCACCAUCUCUUUGGCCGCUGGCAAACACACAUCUUCGGCAACUGUGUGCGGCAGCCCCUUUCUCCCUACUCUGUAACUGAGCAGAUAUGAAGCCCGUAAUGCGUCUUUCGUAGACCCAACGCAUGAAUGAAACCGCAUUUGUUUUUGGCUUUUCUGCAACUCCUCCAACUUUGUUUUAAAAAGGUGAGGGGCUUUUGAUUUAUAUUGCCAUGUUUCGUGUGCAGGUGACAACGGAGAUAAGAAGGCUUCAGACAGCUGUUUGCUAGAACCUCACUGCACACCACGCACUGAGGCUUUGGGCAAUCUGUAUCGCUGAUCCAAGUGAAGCCCAGGCCCAGAUCAUUUUCAUCAUAUUUUCUUAUUUUUUUCACCGUCUGGUGUUCACCCUCAUCACCUCUUUUUUGCCAUCUCCUUCCCUCCUCUUCGGUUUCCUCUGGCGCAUCAUUUCCUGACUCCCGCUCAUUUCUUCUCUCGGACUCGUUCCUAUUCUCUGUCUCUGUUGCCUCCAAAUCCUCUCUCUCUUGGUCCCUCUCCUCCUUCACGACUGACAACUUUGUCAUGAGACGUUCCACUUGACAGUUUCCCUGAUUUCAGCCAGUUAGUCAUAUUUGAAAGAAUGAAUGAAACGAGUUGGCGCGCAUAUAUCCUAGCCCACAGUGAAACGUAGAAGAAGACAGCGGCUGUGUUCUUCUACGUUUCUAUCAAAAACUAAUGAAUGAUAGUUUUUGAUUUAAAAUAAAAGGGAUUACAAAGGAACUGUUUGUUGUCCCUGUUUUUUAUUGUAGCCUAUGGAACAAUCCCAGUUAAAAAACAACACUAAUAUUUGUACACCAGACCACCAUUACAUGCUUCAUCUCGCGCACCCCCUGGUGGCAGCUCGCGCGCACCACACUUUGGGAAUCCCUGGUCUACAUCUUUAAGUGCUUUUUAGCAUCUGUUAGCUUCCAUUAGCAUCUGUUAGCAUCACCAACAUGUUUUGAUAAACCUUUAGUUUCUUUUGGGGAAGGUCAAAUAAUGUAUUCUCCUGUUGGUCAGCAUGAAUACAUUAUUAACUGUUACCAUGUUUUAGCACAUAUUAGAAUCACUCUGUAUUUGUUAACAUCAAUUACUUUUCUUGAAUUGUUAAAAAUAAAAGAGGAACAUCUCAAA